ACUCAAGAUUAGAGCCAUUACCUUUGACUUAAAUUCCCCUAUCUGUCAACUGUCAUCUAGCAAUAUACUUGUUGAAAGUUGAAAUGAAACCAUCGAUCUCUCAGACAAAAAGAGAAUCAUCCAUAUCUACAAAGGCGGCACGAACACAAUAAUGAUUAGUUCCAAGAAAUUACUAUAAAAAAGUUACACAUUAAAUAGUAGAGUAGAUGCAACAUGCAAGUGUGUCUCUUUUUGGAAUGUAGUAUAUAUUUCUUUGUUCCUGAAGAUUAAGGAAACAAUGCUAUUGCCCUCAUCUAGUUUAUUUCCGUUAGCGAGCAAAUCUAAGCGUGUUUCUAAUCUCUAAUUCUUGUAUCAUGUUCAAUCCGAACAUUUAGCCGUUUCCAUCCCAAUGUGUAUAUACACAUGAAAGUGUGUCAUGGGCUCCAAAUUUCAAAACGGACUCUCAAUUAUUAAUUAGCAAUGGCUGCUUGUGAUUUCCAGUGCGUUGCAUUGCUGCUUAUAAUAAUAAUUCCUGUAAUUGCAAAUGCUGAGAGUCUAUUAUCUUUUAACUGCACCAACUUCACCCAAGGUCAUUGUGCUGAUGAACUAACCCUGCAAGGUGAUGCUAGUCACGCACAAUCUUCUAACGUUAUCGAACUCGCAGGAAGCAAAAAGAAUGCUUCAGGAUUUGGAAGAGUGGUAACAAAGGCAACACAUCUUAAGGUAAAUAAUUCAAGAUACGACUUCACCACAAACUUCUCCUUUCUUGUUUUCACAGAGGAUCCCACCUAUCCUGGAGAUGGUUUGGCAUUCUACAUAGCAAGCCCGAAACUCCCGAUCCAAGACCAUAUAGACGGCGGAGGCCUCGGCCUUGCCAAGUCUUACCACCACCUCCCAAGUGGUUACUCUUUUGUGGCUCUGGAGUUUGACACAUUCUCAAAUGGAUGGGAUCCAAGUGGUCCAUUCCCGCAUGUAGGACUAGAUCUCAAUUCUGUUGUUUCCAGCCUCUCUGAGACAUGGUUGGUAGAUUUUUCAGAGAGAAAUAAAGUGUUCAAUUGUAGUAUUGAGUACAACUCUGGAACCAAGCGUCUAGAUGCUUUCUUCACUGCAAGCUCCUUCAAUGGACCUGUAAAGAAGCAAUUUUCGUUUCCUUUGGAUCUCGAUGAGUUCAUACAAGAUCCUGUUACUAUUGGCAUAUCAGCUGCAGUUGCAGAAAAAAAUUAUACGGUGGGAUAUAGCUUGUUGUCAUGGUCAUUCAGUUCAACCUUACAUGUGCCGAGUAAUGCGGCCGGUUCCUUUCCUUACAAGGCACAUUUGGAGAAAGCACUAGAAAUAGGGAUUGGUUUCUUUCUGUGUUUAUUUGUUUUGGUAUUAGUCCUACUCCUCAUUUUGAUACGGAGGGGAGGGAAAAGAGAUCCUGAAUCCGCGUUUGAUCCGAUGGAUCAUGAAUUCCAAACGGGCACUGGACCACAGAGGAUCAGCUAUGACAGAUUGGUGUGUGCGACGGAUAACUUCCAAGAGGCGAAGAAGCUUGGAAGAGGCGGCUUUGGUGCUGUGUAUAAAGGAUAUUUCAAAGAUACAGACUCUUAUGCUGCUGUAAAGAAGAUAUCUGCAGAUUCAAAGCAGGGAUUAAAGGAAUAUGCAGCUGAAGUGAAGAUCAUUAGCCAAUUGAGACACAGGAAUUUGGUGAGACUUACUGGUUGGUGUCACAAGAAGAAUGACUUCGUCCUGAUAUAUGAGUACAUGCCGAAUGGAAGCUUGGAUUCUUUUCUUUUCCACGGAGUAGGCUUCUUGUCUUGGCAAGUAAGGUACAACAUAGCUUUGGGAUUGGCAUCGGCAUUGCUAUAUCUGCAAGAAGGGUGGGAAAAGUGUGUGCUUCACAGGGACAUUAAAUCAAGCAACAUAAUGUUGGACUCAGAUUUCAAUGCUAAACUUGGGGAUUUUGGAUUGGCCAGGCUUGUGGAUCAUGAGAAAGGUUCAAGGACCACAGUGACUGCUGGCACACUUGGUUACAUGGCACCAGAAUACAUGAAAACAGGAAAAGUUCGAAAGGAAUCUGAUAUAUACAGUUUUGGGGUGGUUUUGUUGGAGAUAGCAAGUGGCAAAAAGGUUAUGCACCACAUAGAAUUGGAGGGUCGUGUGACUCAAGUUUCAUUGGUAGAGUGGGUUUGGGAGCUGUAUGGGUUGAGAAACAUCACAGCAGCAGCAGAUCCAAAUCUAUGUGUUGCAUUUGAUGUUCAACAAAUGGAAUGUAUGCUUGUUGUUGGUCUUUGGUGUGCUCAUCCAGAUUGCAAAUGCAGGCCCUCUGUAAGGCAAGUGAUGAAAGUGCUUAACUUUGAUGCUUCUUUACCCAUUCUUCCAGAAAGAAUGCCUCUUUUACCCUAUCUCCCCUCAACCACAAAUGAACUCUUUUUAACUGCUGUUUCUUCGUUUUCUGGUACCUAAAUGUUAGUUGGAAAUCACUAGUAUGUUAUCAGUACUUUGAUUUUUAUCAAGUUUUGGAACCUUCACCUUAUGCAGUUAACUAACCUUAGU
This is a messenger RNA of Arachis ipaensis, 2514 nucleotides long. The record is from RefSeq and is a predicted model, not a curated record. NCBI's taxonomy places the organism in Eukaryota, Viridiplantae, Streptophyta, Magnoliopsida, Fabales, Fabaceae.